CGGCACUUGCUGUCGCGUCCUCACCAUAUAUGCGUGCGUCUCAACCGCAGCCCUCUCCCCGCUCGCUCGCCGUUUUCAAGAGACCAACCGCAUAGUCUUUGCCGCGCGUGGCUGGGCAGCGAAAGGGGUCGCGCGGCGACGCGAUGCGGGCGAACGAGAGCACGUGCGUGGUGGGCCAAAAGGUGGUGCUCGUGCCGUACCGCGCUUGCCACGUGGCCAAGUACCAUUCGUGGAUGCAGGACCCGUGGCUGCAGGAGGCGACGGGGUCGGAGGCGCUGAGUCUGGCAGAGGAGUACAGCAUGCAGCAGCGCUGGCGGGCCGACAGCGAUAAGUGCACGUUCAUAGUGCUGGACCGCUCGCGCAUACCUGGCCUUGCACACACCUCCGGCGAGCUCGUUGGAGCUGCCAGGGACCGAGCGCCACGUGCACCAUCAGACACAGCAGAUGGAUCAGCAGCAGUAGCGCCAUCAACAGCAGCACAAGGCGCAGCAGUGGAGGGGGAAGCUGCAGGCUGCCUUCGCCACUUCCCCUCGCACAUCGACGGCAUGUGUGGCGACGUGAACUUGUUCAUCAACGACCCUGAUGACCCUGCCGCGGCCGAGGUGGAGGUCAUGAUUGCAGACGCCACGUGCCGUGGGCGCGGCAUGGGGCGGGAGGCGCUGCAGCUGAUGCUGGCGUACGCGGUGUGGCACCUGCACAUCACCACCCUGCGCGCCAAGAUCAAUGACUCCAAUGCGCCAUCCAUCGCUCUCUUCCGCUCCCUCGGCUUUGUACAGACAGGGCACAGCCAGGUCUUUCAGCAGACAACAUUUGAGCUCACUGCUACCUCUCCUCCAUUGGCUGUCAUUCACGAUCUCGUCAUGCCACUGCACAUCUUGACAUACAUCGACUAGGCUCCCUUACUCUUGCGCGGGUAUUGAUAUCCUAAUAAAAGUUACGAUGUGGUGUAAGUCAACAUAAUAUAGCUUAUGUGAAGUC
Closterium sp. NIES-67 is the source of this 978-nucleotide messenger RNA. The record is from the annotation of a GenBank genome assembly. NCBI's taxonomy places the organism in Eukaryota, Viridiplantae, Streptophyta, Zygnematophyceae, Desmidiales, Closteriaceae.